Messenger RNA from Prorocentrum cordatum, 1166 nucleotides. Lineage: Eukaryota; Dinophyceae; Prorocentrales; Prorocentraceae. The record is from the annotation of a GenBank genome assembly.
CUUCUCCUGGGCCCAAUUUUUUGGUUUUUGAGUUUCGGUACUGCGCUCCUGUGCCUUAGUUCCCUCCUGGGUGCUCCUGGGACUUCUCCUGUGUGUUGGUAGUCUUGUAGUUUUGUCGAGGCCUUCGCGUGGCCUGGCCCCAGGGUUAUCUCCGAGCUGGGUUAGCCGUGGCACGCGGGCCCCCCCCCUCCGUGCGAAUGCACCGCUAUUCGUUAGCGCACUCUAGGCGCUUGAGCUGUCCUGCGAAUGCCCCGUGUUUGAGCAGCCAGACUCGUGCACCUGCAGAGCUCCGCCGCCGCCGCCUCCUCUCCCCCUCCUCCUCCUCCUCCUCCUCCUCCUCCUCCUCCUCCUCCUCCUCCUCCUCCUCCUCCUCCGCCCUCGUCCCCUCCCUCCCCUCGUCCUGCCCCCCGCCCGAGGAGGGCGCGGAGGAGCGCGUGGCCAGCUACGGGCCCCUCGUCGGCGCGCUGCGGCGCCACCUGCCGCCCCGGCGCGGCCAGCGGCCGCCGCGCGUGGCGUGCCCCGGCUGCGGCCUCGGGCGCCUGCCCUUCGAGCUCGCGGCGAUGGGUUACGAGGCGCAAGGUAACGAGUUCUCGUAUCACAUGCUCUUGGGCAGCCACUUCGUGCUGAAUUGUUGCCUCGAGCCCGAGAGCCACGAGAUUUUCCCCUUCGUGUUGUGCUCCGCCAACCGACGCGGUGCUUCGGACCACCUCAGGUCGGUCCGCAUUCCAGACGUCUGCCCGAGGACAGCGUUGCCGCCCAAUGCGCGACUAUCCAUGGCAGCAGGCGAGUUCGUCGAGAUCUAUGGAGACCAGCCUGGUGAAUGGGAUGCUGUGGCGAGCGCAUUCUUCCUCGACACGGCUAAAAACAUCUUCUUGUACAUACGCGUCAUCGCGUCCAUGCUGAGGCCUGGCGGCCUCUUCAUCAAUAUGGGGCCACUGCUGUUCCACUACUCUCACAUGCCAAGUCAGGUAUCGGUGGAGCUCAGCUGGGAGGAGCUGAGGCCGUUCAUCUGGGGAUGGGCAGCACGCCGCGACGUCGCGGGAGAGGAGGGCCGCGGUACCACGGAGGGGAUGGGAAGAAGAGAGAGAGGUAGCCCGAGGUGCAAAUACUUCGUCGCCAAGCGCAACACGGAGCCCGUGACGGGCAAGUCGAAUCCGGUGUACUGA